AUGUCAAACAGCAAGACAAAAAUCCACGCUGAGAACGAGGUAGCCAAGGCGCAUGGCAUCUUCCACCCGGCGGCAGACGCCGGUGCAUCGUCCAAGCCCCUCCUCGUCUUGAUCCAUGGCACAGGCACCAACGCGUCAUACUUUGACAACGAGCUGCACUCCAUUCCGGCCAACUUCAACAAGCUCGGCUACAACGUGCUCAACGUCAACCGGCCAGGCUACGGCACCAACCCCAUUCCCAGCACGUCCCGCCCCGUCUUUUCCACACCGCCCCUCUAUGCGCAGCUCAUCAAUGACGCAUACGACAACCACCACAAGGGCUCGGAUGGGGUGAUCCUCAUCGGCCACUCGCUCGGCGCUGCGACAUCCCUCAUCCUCGCCGCGCUCGAGGGAGAUAACAUCCCCCUUCGCGGCGUGUCGGCCCUUGGUGUCGUUCCAGCCAAGACCCGCCCAGAUUUGUCACUGUUCGAGGGCGUCUUCUCCGAUGCCAAGGUGGAGAGACUACCAUUGCCAGCCGAGCCUAGCGCACAGGACCUGAAGUUGUUCCUCGGCGUACCAGAUUUCUUCGACCUCGCCCACCUGCCACGACUCGAGGGGGUAUUCGAGGGCGCGGUCAAGCAUGAGCUUACAGAGUGGACCGACCUCGCCACCUACGAGAAGUUCGUCAAUGAGAUCCUCCCAGCGGUCAAGGUCCCCCUUCAGUUCCUCGCCGCCGAGAUCGAACUGCACUGGCAAUCACUGGAACAAGCCCAGCCCAUCUUUGACGAGGUUGCCGCUCAGUUCACUGGUGUGCCGCGCAUUGACAAGGAGCUCCUUCCCGGCGGUGCCCACAACUUCGAAUUUUCCACCAACUCGGCAUUGUUGCAGAAGAAGAGGGAGGAGUUUGUCAACAGCUUGACAAAGAAUGAAGUCUAG
This is a messenger RNA of Vanrija pseudolonga, 915 nucleotides long. RefSeq lists its product as uncharacterized. Bases 1 to 915 code for a protein of 304 amino acids. Lineage: Eukaryota; Fungi; Basidiomycota; Tremellomycetes; Trichosporonales; Trichosporonaceae. The transcript has 4 exons. The record is from RefSeq and is a predicted model, not a curated record.